AAACGUGGGACGUUACGAGCUAUCCAUGUAAAUAAAUUCGAGUUUUCAGAGCAGUUUCUUCUUAACACAGGACUGAGAAGAAGAAAAAGAGGGGAUAAUCAAAUAACGUUAGCUGCAGUCUACGAUGCUUGACAAGCUCCUUCUCAGUGCAUAUUUCAUCCUUUUGGCUGGAAAAUGGUCCCACGGAAAAGAUUACACUCCAGCAAACUUUACCGCGUACAUGAAGUUGUCUGCUGAAAUCGAUGAAGAUAAUUCUAGACUAGGCUCCCGAGCAAGGCUAGGGCGGCCAUCGGUCACUUGGGAAUGUGAACGAGUAACGAGAGUCCCUUCGCAUGUUCAACGUGGAUAUCGUUUAAGCACCUUCUACCAGAAGUACUUGCACGCAUUCGGUAUACCUGUCAUAAGUUCCAAUAGAGUUCAGAAUGAUGCACUAAAGAGAGCAUGCUACGUUGUUGUAUUUCUAUUCGCCGACCGCCAAGAUAUUCGCUCGUGGUUUUACAAGCGUUAUGGACGUGCAGGUGUGAUUGCCUACAGUGAGGGUGUCACGAGUAUUCCUGAGCACUCGUGGCUCGGAAGCUGGUGGAACCAACGGGCAAGGGGAUUGGGGGCGACCAUUAGACAUCCAAUAUCUACAGGUGGAGAAGAAAACCUUCUUUGCGACAGAAGGAGAGACCGCUAUCCCAGAGAGGACAUUUUCCUUCACGAGUUUAUUCACGGACUACAUAACUUAGGAAUAGCCUCAAACGGUGCAAUUCCAAACUUCGAUGGCAGGCUGAGCCAGCGAUACAACUACCUGAGACAGACAGGCGCGAGAUGGAGAAAUACCUACGCUAUGUCUACUGACCGGGAGUAUCUCGCCGAAGGUGCCCAGAGUUUUUUUGAUUGUAACGAUGAACAGAUUCCAACAAACGGAAUCCACAACCACGUCAACACCAGGAUAGAGUUGGCGAGUUACGACCCAGUACUUUAUGGAUUUCUCCUGGAGAUUUUCCCUUGUCGGAACAAAUAUGUAAAGCGAUGCGAUUGGCGAAGGGGAAAUAGGCAAGUUCGCUUCAAAAUGAACUGUGACAGAAGUGGCAGAGGAACCCUGAUGGAUUUUCAUACGAAGCGACCUGUAGGAUCGAAACCGCCAACGGCAUCCCCGCCCAACACCACUCCUCCUCCGGCUCCCAAUACUCCCCCAGCUCCUAACACCCCUCCACCCCCUAAAACAUCUCCCCACCCGAACACCCCACCUGCCCCAAAUACCCCUCCCCCACCAAAACCUCAAACUCCUCGACCACCAGUGAAUUGCAAAGAUCUCCAUUUUAGCUGCCCUUCUUGGGCAAGGAGAGGCGAAUGCACACGCAACCCAGGAUACAUGUUAAAGAACUGUAUGAAAAGUUGCAACAAGUGCAGUGGAGGUGGAGGAGGAAACUGCGUUGAUAAAAACCGAAACUGCAGAUGGUGGGCCCGAUAUGGUGAAUGUCGGAAGAAUCCAGGCUUUAUGUUGGCUUCGUGCAAGAAGAGCUGCCGUCAGUGUUGAAGGAGGGAAAAAAAAUAUCCAUGUACGUGAUGUGGGAAACAGACUUAGAAUUCUGGAUCGAGUCUUUUUUUUUUGCACUCGGAUUCUCUAAGAGAUCGAUGUUGACACGAAGAUACUGAAAAAUCAUUAUUUGAAAUCGGGUCCGAAAGGGUGUCUUAAUAAAAUGCACAAUUUCUCUGU
Pocillopora damicornis (cauliflower coral) is the source of this 1705-nucleotide messenger RNA. RefSeq lists its product as uncharacterized. Lineage: Eukaryota; Metazoa; Cnidaria; Anthozoa; Scleractinia; Pocilloporidae. The record is from RefSeq and is a predicted model, not a curated record.